AUUAUAUUUCACAGAUAUGAUGAGCGGUGAGUGAGGCCAGAGGACAAAAUGUCGUUCUUCGGUAUGACCUGGAAGAGGAACAGAGAGACGGAGUUUGAGAGAAAACUUCGUGCUAAUGACCGAGAGUACAACCUGUCCUUCACGUAUGCGACCAACGGCAUUAAGACCUCGAAAUACAACUUCUUCACCUUCCUGCCACUCAACCUCUUUGAGCAGUUCCAAAGGAUCGCGAACGUCUACUUCCUGUUCCUUCUGCUGCUUCAGGUGAUCCCUCAGAUCUCCUCCCUGUCCUGGUUCACCACCGUCGUGCCGCUGGUCCUGGUGCUUGCUGUCACCGCAGCCAAAGACGCCACUGAUGACAUCAAUCGCCACCGGAGUGACAACCGAGUCAACAACCGUAAAGUCGAGGUGCUCAUCGAUGGAAAGUUGUGCAGCGAGCGAUGGAUGGACGUCAAGGUGGGCGACAUCAUCAAGCUGGAGAGCAACCAGUUCAUUACGGCCGAUCUUCUCCUGCUCUCCAGCAGUGAACCUCUCAACCUGGUCUACAUCGAGACCGCCGAGCUGGACGGGGAGACAAACCUUAAGGUGAGACAGGCUCUGACAGUGACUGGUGCCCUGGGGGAUGACAUCAGCAGGCUGGCUGGCUUCAAUGGGGAGGUGUGUUGCGAGCCCCCCAACAACCGUUUGGACCACUUUACCGGUACGCUGCUGUUCGGCGACCACAAGUUCUCCCUGGACAACGGGAAGGUCCUUCUGCGGGGCUGCACCCUGAGGAACACCCACUGGUGCUAUGGCCUGGUCCUGUUUGGAGGUCCAGACACCAAGCUGAUGCAGAACUGUGGGAAGAACAGCUUUAAGAGGACCAGUAUCGACCGUCUGAUGAAUGUCCUCGUUCUCUGUAUCUUUGGCGUCCUGGCCCUCAUGUGUGCCAUCCUGGCGGUGGGGAACUAUCUGUGGGAGAUCAACAAAGGAUACCAGUUCAACAUCUUCCUGCCCAGAGAGGACGACUCGGGGGGCGCCUCUUUGUCAGCCUUCCUCACCUUCUGGUCGUACGUCAUCAUCCUCAACACGGUGGUCCCCAUCUCGCUCUACGUCAGUGUGGAGAUCAUCCGGCUUGGGAACAGCUUCUACAUCGACUGGGACAGGAAGAUGUACGACGCCCGCAGCGACACGCCGGCCGAGGCCCGGACCACCACACUGAACGAGGAGCUGGGCCAGAUCAAGUACAUCUUCAGCGACAAGACGGGAACGCUCACCCAGAACAUCAUGACCUUCAACAAGUGCACCAUCAACGGAAAGACCUACGGUGAUGUGUAUGACUACUUGGGACAGAGACAGGAUGUUACCGAGAACACUGAGGUGGUGGACUUCUCCUUCAACCCCCUGGCCGACCCCAAGUUCUCCUUCUACGACCAUUCUCUGGUGGAGGCGGUGAAGCUGGGGAUCCCCGAGGUCCAUGGCUUUUUCAGGCUGCUGGCCCUCUGCCACACGGUCAUGGCUGAGGAGAAGAGCAAGGACCAGCUGGCGUACCAGGCGCAGUCUCCGGACGAGGGAGCGCUGGUCACCGCCGCCAGGAGCUUUGGCUUUGUGUUCCGCUCGCGGACGCCUGAGAGCAUCACCAUCGUGGAUGGGGAGCAGCAGCGCUACGAGCUUCUCGCCAUCCUGGACUUCGACAACGUCCGCAAGAGGAUGUCUGUCAUCGUCCGUAGUCCCGAAGGGAAGGUGUCUCUGUAUUGCAAAGGAGCCGACUCCGUCAUCUUUGAAAGACUGAACCCUUCCUGCAGAAAGCUGAUGGAGGUCACCACAGAGCACCUCAACGAGUUUGCUGGGGACGGUCUGCGGACGCUGGCGUUGGCCUACAAGGACGUGGACGAGGACUUCUUCAGCCGCUGGAAGCAGCAGCACCACAAGGCCAGCACCGCGCUGGAGAAUAGAGAGGCCCAGCUGGACCAGCUCUUUGAGGAGAUUGAGACGGACCUCUUGUUACUCGGGGCGACGGCGAUUGAAGACAAGCUUCAAGAUGGCGUGCCCCAGACCAUUGAGCAGCUGGCAAAGGCGGACAUUAAGAUUUGGGUUUUGACAGGAGACAAGCAAGAGACGGCAGAAAACAUUGGCUACUCCUGCAACCUGCUGCGUGAGGAGAUGAACGAUGUGUUCAUCGUUUCUGGAAACACACCUGAAGAAGUCAAACAGCAACUCAGGAGUGCGUGGAGGACUAUGAAGCCAGAUAUGGCAGAAGGCAUGGUCUUUCUACCAGAGAAGAUUCUGGGUAAAGUGGGGAGUGCACUCAAGGAUGAGGUUGUGUCUGGAGAGUAUGGCCUGGUGAUCAAUGGAAACAGUCUGGCAUACGCUCUAGAGGAGGCCAUGGAGCUGGAGUUCCUGUGGACGGCGUGCAUGUGCCAGGCGGUGAUUUGCUGCCGCGUCACGCCGCUGCAGAAGGCUCAGGUGGUCGAGCUGGUGAAGAAAUACAAGAAGGCCGUUACCCUUGCGAUAGGGGAUGGAGCCAACGAUGUCAGCAUGAUCAAAGCGGCCCACAUCGGGGUGGGUAUCUCCGGUCAGGAGGGCAUGCAGGCGGUGUCGUCCAGUGACUACUCCUUUGCCCAGUUCCGCUUCCUGCAGCGCCUCCUGCUGGUGCACGGCCGCUGGUCCUACCUGCGCAUGUGCAAGUUCCUGCGCUACUUCUUCUACAAGAACUUCACCUUCACCUUCGUCCACUUCUGGUUCGCCUUCUUCUGCGGCUUCUCAGCCCAGACGGUGUACGAUGAGUGGUUCAUCACUCUCUAUAACCUGGUCUACACAGCGCUGCCAGUGCUGGGCUUAAGUCUGUUUGAUCAGGAUGUGAACGACGCCUGGAGUUUCCAGCACCCUCAGCUGUACGUCCCGGGGCAGCUGAACCUGUACUUCAGCAAGAUGGCCUUCUUCAAGUGUGCACUUCACAGUGGCUUCAGCUCCCUCGUCCUCUUCUUCAUCCCUUACGCGGCCAUGUCGGACAGCAUGAGGCAAGACGGCAAAGAUCUGGGCGAUUACCAGUCCUUCGCUGUGGUCACGCAAACCUGCCUGCUCUUCACUGUCUGCAUUCAGUUGAGUCUGGAGAUGUCCUACUGGACAGCAGUAAACACGUUGUUCAUUGUGGGCAGUCUGCUGCUUUACUUUGGGGUUACGUUCACAAUGUACAGCAACGGCCUGUUUCGCCUCUUCCCCUCUGCCUUCUCCUUCAUCGGAACCGCCAGAAACACUCUGAACCAGAGCAACGUGUGGCUGACCAUCCUCCUCACCUCAAUCCUGUGUGUGCUCCCUGUCCUCACAUACCGAUUCCUCACCAUCCUGCUCUGGCCAACCAUUAACGAUAAGGUGAUGUUUAAGGCCCGGCAGGCGAAGGCGGCCCCCCCUCCCCUGUCGAAGAGAACUCGCAUACGCCGAGGGAGCUCGCGACGCUCCGGCUAUGCCUUCUCUCAUGCCCAGGGCUACGGCGAGCUGGUGACGUCACGGCGCUUUCUGAGACGCCCGGCUGUGUCUCAUUCGUCUCACUUCACACCGAUGAAGUCCACCUCCAGCUUCAUCCCCAUGGGGCGGUCGGCCGGGUACAGUCCCACAGAUGGGCCUCACAACGCUAAAGCCCAAGGCGUGGAAGGGACCUCGCUGCAGAUGUAUCGGAUCAUACAGGAUCAGACCUUAUGAAGGGCAGAUCCCACCUACAUUUACAUUUAGGGGAUUUUGCUGAAGCUUUUAUCCAAAGCGUCUUACAAUCAUUCAUUCCCACACCGACGGCGGAUUGAACCAUGCAAGGCUACAGUCAGCUCGUCAGGAGCUGUCAGGGUGAGGUGUCUUUCUCAGGGACACAUGAACACUCUGAGGAGCCGGGGAUCGAUCUAGCAACCUUCAGGUUACCAGGCAACCCGCUCUGCCUCCUGAGCCCCCCCCCCCCCUAGAUCCCACUUCAGACGCUUCAGCCUUACAGCCAAAGAGGCCCAGGGAAAGGUAUGGUGCUCAUGAUGCACUCUGAGGAACCCACAGGAAGAACCGCUUUGUGUUCAACUAAGGAAAUAAUGUCAUUGACUACACUCAUUGAUCUUGAUCUGUUGGUCUCUUGCUAUGCUGGCUUAGGGAAAGAAAUGCAAGGCCGAUAUAGAUGGAGGAACAUGAUGUGUUACGUUUACAGACUUCCAUCAGGUGCAAUUGAUCCUCCUUAUCCUGGUUGCAAUAUAACCAAGUGUCCAAGCAAUCCUACAAUCUCAAGUGAUUCUCUUUGUUUUCAGCAAAUACUGUAUAUUAUAGUCCAUUAUUGUAGCCUGUAUUACUCAGUAUUGGCAGCUAAUGGUGCCACUGUCUUCGACCAUUGUGUUUUUAUAUACCGUCCGAUACAUUUGUAUACAUAGUUUUUAUACAAUCCUGACCACUGCAGGUGAUUUUGUGUCCAUAUCGGGGAUGUACAGCAGUAUAUUUCCAUUAAUCCUGACUGCAGUAGUUAAAGAUGUAAUCAGUGUUUCCACAACAUGCGUCCAGCAGGGGAUGCAACACCACAGCUGGAUCCAUAGCGUCGGCUCAUGAGCAUUCAUUUUAUUAGAUUUUCCGUGGGGGGAACCUAUUUAUUAUAGGUGGCCCCUAAUGCAAGCCCCUCAAUUGUUACAUUGUCAUUGUCUUUGGAUACUUAUUAUGUAAAGAUACUGACUGCAAAAUAAUGUUCUGCUGUAGAAGAAUAAAAACACAUGCUACUGUAGGUGGCAUUAGCUCAUGAAUGGCUUUAGACUAAAUGUCAGAACCGAAAGAGAUUUUUGAUCUCAAUGAGACAGCAGUAUGAUGGAAAACAGACGAUAGGAUGGCUCAAAAUUAGACUGAAACCAUUGGCGCUAAUGCCAAGGCAACUUGGCUUGUGCACAUAAUGUGCUCACAUGCUAUUUCCUUUGGAGUUACAUUCUUAUAAGACUGUGUGAGAAUCAGACAUCAGCACUAUCUAGCACACAUCAAAGUAGUACACAACAGAGCACCACUGCUGGGGAAAAAAUUAAGGGGAAACACUGUUUGAUACAUAUUUAUAUAGUAUACAGAAAUACAUGACAAGAAUAUUGUUCAUUCACCAGUACAAUUAAUCAUUUCGUAUGAAAACCUUUCUCUAUUGUAUUAACUUGCUAUUAUGUCAUGGGAAAAAAAUGUAGUGGAUGGUGGCUGUAAACCAAAGACUUGCUGUAGAACAAACGUUGCUGGCUUGUUAAAAGCAGGUGAUCUUCAUUAAUGUUUCCGCCCUGUGUGUGCCUCUUGUCUUUCUUUGUGUGGGAUAUCUCAAAAGGUUGGGCAGGGAUUUGCACCACAUUUAGUGGGUUGGUCAGUUAUGGGCCAAGUAACAAUUGAUUCACUUUGCCAGCCAUUCAGCCCAAAAAGCCGCUGCAUAUCAAAGAAUGAAGGAUAUUAAGAUUAAACAAAUUUAGUUGGAGUUCAAAAGACAAGCUGAUCAGGGUUAAAGAUUCACUGUGAAAUGUUGGAUGAACUCUGGCAGGGAGAAGACAUUCCCCACACCAACACGGGGAUUCAUGCUGAUAAAGUCAUCCAGGUUCAUCACCGAAUCUAAGUAGAAGAGAAGACAAACGGUCAGAUGUGAACACCCCAAGCACAGACUGAGACAAGGUGGAGCACAACUACCCCAGGGUUGUGGAUCAAGGUUAGCAAAGGGAAGUUCAGGGUAGUUGGUUUGGCUAUAGUGCCUAACCCUCUAGUAACAAAUUACUCGGGUCUCAGGUAAAACCUUGUUUCAUCAAACAUUAUGAGGGCUUGCCAUUCCAUGAUUCUUUGGUAUGUGAGUGUUUAUCAAUGACAAGACACACGGGCCUUGUGAAUAGCCAUUAGAAGCUCUUAGAGUGUAGAAGAAUAACUAGUCAUGUGCUCCUACUUGGAGUUUAUAUAUUUGAUAUUUAUGAUUGUCUUUGGGUUCGUUGGAGGUCAGAGGUCACCUGGUGUCUGGAUGCAGGGGUAGGGAGGUGGGGGCUUCUGCCACACUCCGGCCUGCUUCAUGUGCGAGCGGUCCGACGCGAAGGUCUUGAGGAAAACCUUGGCAGGGAUGACCCUCACCUUCCUAAACAGGGUGGAGGCAGCAAGGUUAGCGUUAGCUGGGAUAGCCUUCCUAAACAAGGUGGGGGCAGCUAGGUUAGCGUUAGCUGGGAUAGCCUUCCUAAACAGGGUGGAGGCGGGCGGCUAGGUUAGCAUUAGCUAGUAUAGCCUUCCUAAACAGGGUGAGGCAGCUAGGUUAGCAUUAGCUGAGAUAGCCUUCCUAAACAGGGUGGGGGCAGCUAGGUUAGCAUUAGCUGGGAUAGCCUUCCUAAACAGGGUGGAGGCAGUAAAGCCUUAGCUGGGAUAGCCUUCCUUAACAGGGUGGAGGCAGCUAGGUUAGCAUUAGCUGGUAUAGCCUUCCUAAACAGGGUGGGGGCAGCUAGGUUAGCAUUAGCUGGGAUAGCCUUCCUAAACAGGUGGAGGCAGCUAGGUUAGCAUUAGCUGGAAUAGCCUUCUGUAACAUGGUGGAAGCAGCUAGAUUAGCAUUAGCUGGGAUAGCAUUCCUUAACAGGGUGGAGGCAGCUGGGCAAUGAUAAGCAGGCUGAAAGUAGCUAGGUUAGCGUUAGCAGGGAUAACCUUCCUAAACAGGGUGGAGGCAAGUUCAACUUAUUCUAGUCCCAGCCUCCUCCGUUCAUUUUUAUUACGUCACCAUUUGACAUGUCCUGAAGGUCUGGUAUAUUGAGCUAAGUUAAGUCUAGCAUGGUGCUAGUAUCUGAUGAGGACCUUGGCACUACCUCCAGAAGGCUGGUUUGAGUCCCUUGUCCGAACGGAAGGCCUGCUCAGCGUAGAGCUGCAGGUCGCAGGGACAAUCCAGCACAGAGUCCAGGUCAUAGAUGAAGCUCUGCCCCCAUUGGCUGCUCUUGUGGAGCAGAAUCACAUGAUAGUCCUAGAAACAAAUACAACACACAGAGUUGAAGCACACAAGUUGGCUAAUCUGUUGGCAGAUAGCACUAACAACUUUGACUUGUCACCGUGGCACAACACAUCACUAACAUAACGGUGACUGUGUAAACCAAACUAUGAUGUACAACUUUGAAGUGAUUGGUAGAGUUGUUAUUUGCAUGAUUUUUUUCUUGAUUCUAAAUAUUGACUCUCAACUUAUAAACUAUAUCCACAUGGUAUUGAAUAUAGUAUAGGCAACUACAAUGAGUUAAAUGUAAUGAAUACCCAAAUCACAGGUUCAUUUCCUGGGCCGGAUUUCUGCUUCCAGAGAGGAACCUGUGUAUUACAAACACAAUUGAAGAAGAUUUAAAAUCAAUGACACAAAAAUGCAGA
Messenger RNA from Gadus chalcogrammus (walleye pollock), 7314 nucleotides. RefSeq names its product phospholipid-transporting ATPase ID-like. The record is from RefSeq and is a predicted model, not a curated record. Gene Ontology annotation, cellular component: plasma membrane. Gene Ontology annotation, molecular function: ATP hydrolysis activity; ATPase-coupled intramembrane lipid carrier activity; magnesium ion binding. Gene Ontology annotation, biological process: Golgi organization; phospholipid translocation. NCBI's taxonomy places the organism in Eukaryota, Metazoa, Chordata, Actinopteri, Gadiformes, Gadidae.